Humulus lupulus (European hop) is the source of this 2853-nucleotide messenger RNA. RefSeq lists its product as uncharacterized. Bases 1 to 2853 code for a protein of 950 amino acids. The transcript has 6 exons. The record is from RefSeq and is a predicted model, not a curated record. Lineage: Eukaryota; Viridiplantae; Streptophyta; Magnoliopsida; Rosales; Cannabaceae.
AUGGAUCGUCAUUGGAUAAAUAUACCAAAUAAACUUUCAGCAGAAUAUGCUGCUGGAAUGAAUGAAUUCAUUAGUGUUGCAAGACACUCCAUGGACUCCAAUGGGAUGGUUCUAUGCCCUUGUUGUCGAUGCGUGAAUAAGAAAUCACAAUACAUGCAUGUGAUAAAUUUGCACUUGAUCACUCAUGGAUUUCUUAGUACUUACAAAAGGUGGUAUCACCAUGGUGAGCAAGUAGAGGAAGUAGAAGAUGAUGGAUUAUUUGAUACCAAGGAUAAUGUCGAAGAUUCGGAUCAGAGUGAUGAUUUGGCGGCAGGUCUUCAUGAUGCUAUUGGUAGUAAGUAUUUUGACAUUGGUCCAACUAGUGACUUCAAUGAUGAAUCUCCACUUAAUGUGGAUGACAAGUAUGAUGAAUUGUUUGAGUCACUUCAUAAGCCUUUGUACAAUAAUUGUAAAGGUUUCUCUGUCUUAAGCGCGACGGUGAAGUUGAUGAAUCUCAAAGUGCUUUACAAAUGGACAGAUAAAUCAUUCGACGGUCUUUUGGAGUGUUUGAGAGAGAUAUUGCCCGAGGGUAAUCAGUGCCCAGGGAAUUAUUACCAGACAAGGAAGCUUCUUUGUGAGGUGGGCUUAGGCUAUGAGAAAAUUGAUGUUUGUCAAUACGAUUGUGCAUUGUUUUAUUGUGAGAAUGCAAAUGCAGUGUCAUGUCCUGUACGAAAAAAUGAAGCUGGGAUUUUACGUCAUCCUGCUGAUGGGGAUGCUUGGAAGCAUUUCGACAAUGUGUAUCUUGACUUUGCAGCUGAUUCUAGGAGUGUACGAAUGGGGUUGGCGUCAGAUGGGUUUAACCCUUUCUCUAAUAUGACAUCAACCUAUAGUUUGUGGCCAGUGAUAUUAAUUCCGUACAAUAUGCCACCUUGGGCUUCUCCUAAUGGAACAAACUAUCUCAUGUCUUUGUUAAUUCCAGGCCCUAAAUCUCCUGGAAAAGAUUAUGAUGUGUUCUUGAUGCCAUUAAUUGAAGAGCUUAAAGAGUUAUGGGAUGGAGUCAAUGCAUAUGAUUUGUAUGGUCAAUGCAUGUUUAAACUUCGAGCUGCAGUCUUGUGGACAAUUAGUGAUUUUCUUGCUUAUGCAUACUUGUCUAGGUGGAGCACUGCUGGUAAAUUAGCAUGUCCUCAAUUGGAUGAAAUUCCUAUUCAUACCCCUGGUAAAGCACCAAGUAAUUCUUCUAGAAAACGUAAGCGAAGAGAGAAAGAGCUGAAUUGGUGUAAAAGAAGUGUUUUGUUUGAAUUGCCAUACGGGUCAAAGCUCUUGCUGCGUCACAAUCUUGAUGUGAUGCAUAUAGAGAAAAAUGUAUGUGAUAACAUUAUUGGAACACUUUUAGACAUUGAAGGUAAAUCGAAAGACACUUUAAAAGCUCGUAAGGAUUUACAAAAUCUUAAUAUUCGUGAAGAGCUUUGGCUGAAGAAGGACCCAUCUAAUAACAAGUUUGAAAAACCUUAUGCUAGUUACACUUUGACGAGAGAAGAAUGCAAAGAUUUUUGUAAAUUCAUUCAAAGUGUUAGAUUACCGGAUGGAUAUGCUUCGAAUAUUAGUCGAUGUGUAACAGAUAAUGACAAACUAGGAGGAAUGAAAACUCAUGAUUGUCAUGUUUUACUUCAUAAGAUAUUACCAGCUGCAUUACUUCCUUUUCUGACAGACAACAUUCGUGGUACUUUGAUUGAACUCUGCCAAUUCUUUAAAAAAAUUUGUGCAAAAACAUUACAAAUUUCUGACAUAGAAGAAUUGAGAGAUGGAAUUGUAAUAAUUUUGUGCAAGUUGGAAAAGAUAUUUCCCCCAUCAUUUUUUACCAUAAUGGUUCAUCUUUGUGUUCACCUACCCGAUCAAGUGUUAUUAGGUGGUCCAGUUGCUUCGAGAUGGAUGUUUGGGACAGAACGCCAUAUGGGUUUGUACAAGAAAUAUGUGAGAAACAUGUCUCGGCCUGAUGGUUCAAUAGCAGAAGCUUUUGUUGUAGAUGAAGCUGUAACUUUCUUGUCAAGAUAUGUUUCUAACAUAGAGACAAGAUUCACAAGACCCGAGCGUAAUUGGGAUAUACCUUCUCCAAAUCACAAGUUAGAUGUUUUCAACUCCAAUGUUCGUCCAUUAGGGGCAUCUACUAUCAAAUUGCUUCAAAAUUGGAGACAAGUCGUUCAAUGUGAUCAUAUAAAGUUGUUGGAAGAAAAAGGUCUUUCAGAUUCAGAAGUUGCCUUAGAGCACAAAGAACAAUUUCCUUCUUGGUUUAAGAAUAAAGUGUCUCAAAUGCGAGUUCAAAAAUCACCUCUUGCCAAUGAUGAUUUGUACUCUUUAUCUCAAGGUCCACUUGAACGGUACAACACCUACCAAAGUUGUAUUGUAAAUGGUGUUCGAUUUCGAUGUAAAGAGCGUGAGGAUACUCUUAAGACACAAUGUUCUGGAAUUUGCACUGAAGGUGAUCAUGACAAUAUUAAUAUCCUAUACUAUGGUGUCUUGAUUGAGAUUUUGCAGUUGUCAUUCGUUUUAGAUCGGAAGGUGUUCAUUUCGUUGCAAGUGAUUGUUCAAAAAGUAAAUCAUCGAUCUAUUUAUGACAUUCCUGAAAUUAUGGAAGAGACAGUAAAUAAUGAUGUGUUUCAAGAAGAAGAAUCAUUUCAAUUGCCACCUUUUCAACCAACUGAGAAUUUCAUUGAAAGUUUGUCUUUAGUUCGAUUAGAUGUUCCUUCUAUAACUCUUUCAGACCAACUUGUUGUUGAUUUAUUUUUAAACCAAAAUCAAAAUGUUGACAAGGAUAGUGACUUAGAUGAAGAUUUUAAUGAAGGAAAUAUAUUCUCUAAUAAUGAAACAUUUCUCUAA